ACACGCGUCUAAGCUGUUGCGGAGACUCGGCAGUGACUGGCGGAGCCUGCGAUUUCCACCAGCUGCUCGCCUGGAGCUCGUCUGCAGCCACCAUGUCGGGCAGGAACAACAACAAGCUGCCCAGCAACCUGCCGCAGUUACAGAACCUGAUCAAGCGGGACCCGCCGGCCUACAUCGAGGAGUUCCUCCAGCAGUAUAAUCACUAUAAAUCCAAUAUGGAGAUUUUCAAGUUACAGCCAAAUAAACCCAGCAAAGAACUGGCAGAGCUGGUGAUGUUUAUGGCACAGAUUGCCCACUGCUACCCGGAACAUCUCAGUAGCUUCCCACAGGAGCUGAAGGAGCUGCUCUCCUACAACCACACCGUCUUGGACCCGGAUCUCCGCAUGACAUUUUGCAAAGCGUUGAUCUUGCUGAGAAAUAAAAAUCUCAUCAAUCCAUCGAGUCUGCUGGAGCUCUUCUUCGAGCUUCUGCGCUGCCAUGACAAGCUCCUGCGGAAGACGCUGUACACACACAUCGUGACCGACGUCAAGAACAUAAACGCCAAGCACAAGAACAAUAAAGUGAAUGUGGUGCUGCAGAAUUUCAUGUACACCAUGCUGAGAGACAGCAACGCGACUGCAGCCAAGAUGUCGCUGGAUGUCAUGAUCGAGCUCUACAGAAGGAACAUCUGGAAUGAUGCUAAAACUGUCAAUGUUAUUACAACUGCCUGUUUCUCCAAGGUCACCAAGAUAUUGGUUGCUGCUUUGACCUUCUUCCUUGGGAAAGAUGAGGAAGAGAGACAGGACAGUGACUCGGAAUCUGAGGAUGAAGGACCCACGGCAAGAGACCUGCUGGUGCAGUAUGCCACGGGGAAGAAGGGCUCCAAAAACAAGAAGAAGUUGGAAAAGGCAAUGAAAGUGCUGAAGAAACAAAAGAAGAAGAAGAAACCAGAAGUGUUUAACUUUUCAGCUAUUCAUUUGAUUCAUGAUCCCCAAGACUUUGCGGAGAAGCUCCUGAAGCAGCUGGAGAGCUGUAAGGAGAGGUUUGAAGUGAAGAUGAUGCUCAUGAACCUCAUCUCCAGAUUGGUGGGGAUUCACGAGCUUUUCCUCUUCAACUUCUACCCUUUUGUGCAAAGGUUUCUGCAGCCCCACCAGAGAGAAGUCACGAAGAUCCUUCUGUUUGCUGCACAAGCCUCUCAUCACCUGGUGCCACCAGAGAUCAUUCAAUCGCUGCUCAUGACGGUGGCCAACAAUUUUGUUACUGACAAGAACUCUGGGGAAGUCAUGACUGUAGGAAUCAAUGCUAUAAAGGAAAUAACAGCUCGAUGUCCUUUGGCCAUGACUGAAGAACUUCUCCAGGACCUGGCUCAGUACAAGACACACAAAGAUAAGAACGUAAUGAUGUCUGCCAGAACUUUGAUUCAUCUCUUCCGGACACUGAACCCUCAGAUGCUGCAGAAGAAGUUCCGGGGUAAACCUACUGAAGCCUCCAUUGAAGCAAGAAUACAAGAAUAUGGAGAGUUAGAUGCUAAAGAUUACAUUCCAGGAGCAGAGGUUCUAGAGAUUGAGAAAGAAGAGGAUACAGAAAAUGACGAAGAUGGAUGGGAGAGCGCCAGCCUCAGCGGGGAGGAGGAGGAUGGUGAGUGGGUUGACGUGCACCACUCUUCUGACGAAGAGCAGCAGGAAAUUGCCAAGAAGCUGGAGAGCAUGCCCAUGGAGGAGCGGAAAGCCAAAGCUGCAGCCAUCAGCACGAGUCGGGUGUUAACACAGGAUGACUUCCAGAAAAUCCGCAUGGCGCAGCUGAAGAAGGAGAUGGAUGCUGCCCCUGGGAAAGCCCAGAAAAGGAAAUUCAUAGACAUUGACAGCGACGAGGAGUCCAGGGGUGAAUUGCUGUCUCUUCGGGACAUUGAACGCCUUCAUAAAAAGCCCAAGUCUGACAAGGAGACAAGACUAGCAACUGCCAUGGCAGGAAGGACAGAUCGAAAGGAAUUUGUGAGGAAGAAAACCAAAAUAAAUCCAUUUUCCAGUUCCACAAAUAAAGAGAAGAAGAAGCAGAAGAACUUUAUGAUGAUGCGGUACAGCCAGAAUGUCCGGUCAAAGACCAAGCGCUCCUUCCGGGAGAAGCAGCUAGCACUACGAGAUGCACUUUUGAAAAAGAGGAAAAGAAUGAAGUAGCAUAGCAGCAAGUUACCGUUUCCUGCCAGCGCUGUGUGUAUUGACAUGCUGAAGAUUAGUAAAUAUUUGCUUACAUUAAAAGGAUAAGAGACGGGGGUUGGAGAGAUGGCUCAGAGGUUAAGGGCACUGACUGCUCUUCCUGAGGUCCUGAGUUCAAUUCCCAGCAACCACAUGGUGGCUCACAACCAUCUGUAAUGAGAUCUGGUGCCCUCUCUGGCGAGUAAGCAUAUAUGAAGACAGAACACUGUAUACAUAAUAAAUAAAAAUAUUUUUUAAAAAAUUAAAAAAAAAAGGAUAAGAGACACUAUAUUUUGGAAACCGCAGUAGCAGUUGUAGCAAUUUGGUAUUUUUAAUUUGGAUGUGGGGCUGGUGGGAUUGUGAAUGUAAAUAGUAGUGGUGUUAAGAUCUCCUUUCUAACUCAGAGCAAUAGCAAGUGCCUACUAAUUGCUGCAUGCACAGCUGAGUGAGCGGAGCCCCACUGAGGGCAGGUGUAUAUGCCGUGUUUAUAGUGAGCUUGUAAGUAGUUCCUUGUGGCUGUUGGUCCGGAUUCCUAGAGUUGCUGGGCUCCUGGAUGAACUGCGGGAUGGGAGUCGUACAUGCUCUGCAAACAGGACAGUGUUACAAGAGUAAGAGGUUCUUACUUGUAAAUAGGCUUGCCUGCUGAACAGGCUCCUGCUGUACAGACCGUGUCUUCUUCUUUCUUUUCAAUGUUAAGAGUUGGCUAAGACCCCAUUUUUCAAAUUGCCUUAAGUUUAAAUAGUGAUUUUGAAAUACCUAGCAGGGUGCUGAGGCACACGCCCAUAAUCCCAACAUUCAGAAAGCUAAGGCAGAAGAAGGCUCAUGGUUUUAGAACCAGCUUGGAACAUACUGAGUUAGUUCAGGGACAGCCUGGGCUCAUAGUGAAACCCCAACCAGAAACACAGACCCUUUGAGCUUUCCGUUUGUGCGGCCUGUUCUCUGCUGUCUGUUGCUGGGGUUUGGUUGUCUGUGCAGCCUGCUCUCUCUGUUCUCUGCUGUCUGUUGCUGUUGGGGUUUGUUUUUGUUUUGCUCUGCUGGGGAUCAACCCCAGGUCCUGGUGUUUACCACUAAGUGGAUUCUCUGCCUCAGAGAAUUCCAGCCCCGGGUGCCUGCUCUGCACUGGUUUGAUCAGUUCCCUUCAUUCUCAGUCCAUUGUUUACCUUGUUCUCAACCAAAGCUACACAUUUUUAAUGUCAGCUAGGUGUGUGCAGUGGACAGUCACGCUUGAGUCCUGUGUGGGACACAGUCUGCGUGCAGGCUGCUGGGUUUAGAAAUAGUCUGGUGCCUUUUGCCUCAGCCAUCUUAGGUCGUCCUCUAAUGAAAAAUGUCUAUGCUUGGAUUGGAGGAACGGCAGUUCUCCACCCCUCGGGAUUGGUAGCAGCUUUCCCUUUCCCCUUUCAUUGUUCUGUUCUGUUGCUGAGCUCAACUUUGGUUUUCUUUUCCCCUGUCACUUUUCCCCCAUGGUGGCCCGGGUCCCUGGUAGGGGAUUGCCCCGCAGCCUCACCCCAGCACAGCUGUGGAGGAAGUGUCCAGCACAGGCUUGUGUCAGACCUGAAACAGCUCAUCACUUUUCUUCUCGUGUUCUUCGGGCGUCUCCUUGUAUAUCGGCUCUGAAAUCAGCUGCAAGAAUCCAGCUGCAGCUGUGCUCUGUGGCCUCUCAACUCCUCCAGCACCACCUCCCAGCUGCUCACUACCAUGUCCACUUUCUGGGCUACUAGGGCUCAUACUCAGGCCUUGGCAUUUUAAUCCAGAAUACCAGCUCAUUACCUCUAUAGCAUUAGCAGAUUUCACUGGUAAAGAAGCGCCGGACAAGACAGUCUCAGCUCUUCUCUGCCGCAUCCCUGUGCUAGCCAGGUGUCUCCUGUAGUGUGGAGGGUACAGGUACAGCGCAUGCAUGAUUAACCCUGCUGCCAAGGCUGUCUGUAAGUGUCACACCGCCUACCUCUCUUAGUAAAUUGUGUUUUGGUGGUUUCCCUCACUUCCUUCUUUUUUCUUACAAUAGUUAAGAUGCUGUGUUUAUUUUAACUGUCAAGUCCAGUGUCUAGGCAGCUAGUUUAAAGUACAUGUCGACUGUCCACUGUGUACAAGCACUGUUAGGUGGUUGUGGCUGCACAAACCACAUUUGUGUUCCAUGAAGACAGCUGUGACGAUCCAGUCACUUCGCAGUAGGCACACACUGAGCCUUCACGCUGCACCAUAAUCCAUGUGCCCGGUGCCCGCCAUGGGCAGGGCAGCACUGUAGAAAACUUGUUCUUGAGUCCUGUGCUUAAGAUGUAAUAGUCUUGGUGUGAUUUUUAAAGGUUCUAGUUAAUAUAAAUUUUGGGUUUUUUUUAUAUUCUAAUCAUUGAAAAUUUGUAAUGUAUAUAGAGUAUUACAUUGAAAUUCUAUUUUAACUAAAACAUUUGUUUUGAGUGUUCUUUUUAAUCCAUUUUAAGUAACAUAUUUUUAAACUGUAUAUAGGCAAUGGUGCUAUUCUAAAUAGCAUCCUCUCAUUAAUCCUUUCCCUGAUUUUGGAGUGUGUUUUCUGAGAUUUAGGAAAGUUUAACCAGACAUGGUGACAUAACCUAUAAUCCCAGUACUUGGGAGAAUGAUGAAGGGCAGGGAGUUGCUGUGAGUUUGAGGCUGGUCUGGCCUACUUAGCGAGAUAACAAAACCCUGUCUCGGGGAAGGGGACAUGAAACGAAGAAGAAUAGAGAGAUCUGGACUACAGGAAGGAAGCUGGCAGCACCUGGACCACUAGGUCCGGUCCGGGCUCCGGGGCCCCUUUCCUGGUCUUUUUCACCUCUGUUUAAACCUGCAGAGGGAAGCAGAGGCCACUGCUGCUUCUGCUGCGGGUGAAUCGCAUGCACAUAGAGCUCUAUGUGUUAAUUUCUCUCGCAGAUUCUGCUUGUAUGUUUUAUUAGCUAAGGUUAAAGUAUGAAAGGUAUUUGCUGUAGAAUCUGGUAUGUGUGUGGGAUAUUAUAAAAACAUGCAGGAAAUGCCAAAU
Messenger RNA from Microtus oregoni (creeping vole), 5157 nucleotides. RefSeq names its product SDA1 domain containing 1 (gene Sdad1). The record is from RefSeq and is a predicted model, not a curated record. Bases 93 to 2153 code for a protein of 686 amino acids. Gene Ontology annotation, cellular component: nucleolus. The transcript is spliced from 22 exons. NCBI's taxonomy places the organism in Eukaryota, Metazoa, Chordata, Mammalia, Rodentia, Cricetidae. Gene Ontology annotation, biological process: ribosomal large subunit biogenesis; ribosomal large subunit export from nucleus.